CUUUAGUUUGUACUUGCUGACGCCCGGUAGAGAAUUAACGUUGCACCUCGGAGCUUCCACUGAAACAAGCGAACUCAUUCAGGCUUUCUGUUUGAAGGCUGAUCGUUUAAAGAUAAAAGAUGUUUUUGACCAGAUCGGAAUAUGACAGAGGUGUAAACACAUUCUCACCAGAAGGAAGAUUGUUUCAGGUUGAAUAUGCCAUAGAGGCAAUAAAACUUGGCUCCACCGCCAUCGGCAUUCAGACAUCAGAGGGAGUGUGUCUGGCUGUGGAGAAGAGGAUCACCUCUCCACUCAUGGAGCCCAACAGCAUUGAGAAGAUCGUGGAGAUUGAUAGUCACAUUGGUUGUGCCAUGAGUGGUCUAAUAGCUGAUGCUAAGACUCUGAUUGACAAAGCAAGAGUGGAAACACAGAACCACUGGUUCACCUACAAUGAGACGAUGACGGUGGAAAGCGUGACUCAGGCUGUGUCCAACCUGGCGCUGCAGUUCGGAGAGGAGGACGCUGACCCUGGGGCCAUGAGCCGACCCUUUGGUGUUGCAUUAUUGUUCGGGGGAGUGGAUGAAAAAGGACCCCAGCUGUACCACAUGGACCCUUCAGGAACCUUUGUGCAGUGUGACGCCCGGGCUAUCGGUUCUGCGUCAGAGGGAGCACAAAGCUCUCUGCAAGAGGUUUACCACAAGUCCAUGACAUUAAAAGACGCCAUCAAGUCCUCUCUGACCAUCCUGAAGCAGGUGAUGGAGGAGAAGCUCAACGCCACCAAUAUUGAGCUGGCGACAGUAGAGCCCGGUAAGACCUUCCACAUGUACACCAAAGAGGAGCUGGAGGAAGUAAUCAAGGACAUCUAGAGUAGAGAACUCUUGGUGGGAGUUCUGGGCU
This is a messenger RNA of Xiphophorus couchianus (Monterrey platyfish), 876 nucleotides long. RefSeq names its product proteasome 20S subunit alpha 5 (gene psma5). Bases 120 to 845 code for a protein of 241 amino acids. The transcript is spliced from 10 exons. The record is from RefSeq and is a predicted model, not a curated record. Lineage: Eukaryota; Metazoa; Chordata; Actinopteri; Cyprinodontiformes; Poeciliidae. Gene Ontology annotation, cellular component: proteasome core complex, alpha-subunit complex; proteasome core complex. Gene Ontology annotation, biological process: proteasome-mediated ubiquitin-dependent protein catabolic process.